AUGGGUUCUUUGUUCGGAGGUGGUGGUCUUGGGGCCUCAACAACCCCCAAACCUAGCCUUUUUGGGUCCACCAAUACAACCAGUGCCUUCGGCAAUACGACAGCUGCACCUGCUGCACCUGCUGCACCUGCUGCAUCUGCUCAGCCCUCUUCCCUCUUUGGCCAAUCCCAAGCUCAGUCGCAGCCGCAGCCGCAGCCGCCCGCCCAGUCUUCCAUCCUAGGGCAGACCCAGCAACCGGCCAAGAAUCCCCAAGAGCAGUCGCAAAUGUCGGCCCAAACAACCAAGCCAGCAUUCUUCAAUAGCCUUUUAGAGCGUGGGAAAAAGCGACCACUGUCGGCCACCGCCCAGAAUGGAAACUUUGAGGAUGUGCCCAGUCUUCAAUUAGGCCUGGAUGAUAUUCGCAGGAAGGCGCGAGAGCUGGGCACAUCUGGGGGUAAAGACUCCCAGCAGAAUAGUGCGACGACAAAGGCUCAUUAUCUUCUUGCGUCAUCUGGUAUCGCGCCUGGACGGACGCUCCGAGACCUUCGCUCUUUAGACCCCCAGGCCUCUCUGGCAACGACAAGAGAACCGGACACUUUCGACCCAGACAAUCAGAGAUACUUGAGAAAUAUUCAACAGCGUGGCCGGCAGGUGAUGAUUGCAGAGAGUCUAUCGCGAGCUCAAAGAGAUUUCGAUUCCUUUUUGGAGGAGAAAGUGGAUAUGGACUGGGAAGAGCAGCGGCAGAACAUCUUCCAACAUUUCGGCCUCGCGCAAAAAGACGGCUCUCAUGGGGCAAGCCUGAAACCUACAAUGCGGGGUGGUGCCUUUGGUCGAUCAGCGAGGCAAUCCAAGCAAGGCGGCCCCGCUGCAUCCCGUAGAAGUGUAUUUGGUCGUUCUGGUCUUGAUAAAUCAGUCAUUGGAACUCCUGGUGCCGGCCUCACAAGUCGGCAGCUGUUCGAAGACCCAGCAGAGCGCAGCGAGGGACUUACUGCGCCGUCUCCAGAUCUUCGGUUCUUGCGAGAGAAGAUGGGGCACUAUGCCGAGAAAGUCCAGGAGUUGAAUCUUGUUCGGCUCCAGGGGCGAACUUACCCAGUACUCCACCAGUUUUCUGAAGUUGAAUUGCAAACCGGCGGUGAUGCCCCACGCCAACUCUUUGACGCUUACCAAGCUUUGGUGAACAUCGUUCGCGAGAGCCCCAGCAUUACCGGUGCCUCGGACCGAGAUGCGGUGAAAGAACGUCAGUACGCUACAGACUAUCUGGAGGAAUCAAGCAAGUCCCGCAAGGCCAUCAAUCUUAAGAAGCAAAUUCUGGAAGGGUCGAGGGGAUUUCUGGAGAGAAUGUUCUACACUGAGGUGGAAACCCUCAUUACCAAAAAUCCACGCGAAGCUCAACUGGGUGGUAUUCCGACUGUGACCAACAAGAUCCGGGCGUACAUCCGCCUUCGCGCUGCCAGAAAAGAUCUGGCACCCGAUGGAACCGAACUGCAGAUGAAUGGACAGGAUUACUGUUGGAUUCUGAUCUUUUACCUUCUAAGAUGCGGUUUCGUUAAGGAGGCCGCUGAAUACGUCAGCCAAGAUCCAGGAUUCCGGUCUCUGGAUCACAAAUUCGUGACUUACAUGACCACUUAUGCUCAAGAUUCGCGUCUCAGCCGGGAAAUGCAGCAGAAAAUCAAUGGGGAAUACCAGCAACGCUCGCGGAAUGCCCCUGACAAUACUGUUGAUCCUUACCGCAUGGCAUGCUAUAAGAUCAUUGGUCGUUGUGAUCUUUCCCGCCGUCGUCUGGAUGGCGUGAACCAGACCGUUGAAGACUGGAUGUGGUUGCAAUUCAGCCUCGCCCGGGAGGAUGAUCGAGCCGAGGAAGUCGCAGGUGACGUUUUUGGGCUGGAGGACAUUCAGACAGAUAUCACGGAGAUCGGUCAACGAGUGUUCACUAAAGGCCAAGAUGCACCUGGUGGUUAUGGAACAUUCUUCCUUCUUCAAAUCCUGGGCGGCAUGUUUGAGCAGGCUGUGGCGUACCUGGGCAGUUACUCACCUGUUACUGCGGUGCACUUUGCCAUCGCACUGGCAUACUAUGGUCUUCUGCGUGUCUCCGAUUUCUAUGCCUCUGGGGAAGAAAUUCUUUCUUUCACUGUGAAGCAGUACCCGCAAAUUAACUUCGGAUAUCUUAUCACUCAAUACACGCGAGAAUUCCGUACUGGAUACGUCGAGGCUGCCAUUGAUUACUUUUCGUUGAUCUGUCUCAACGCAGACCUUCCGGGCUCGCUUGGUAAAUCCCAGGCAGCGGUCUGUCAUGAGGCCUUGCGCGAGUUCAUUCUUGAGACUCGUGACUUUGCCAAGUUGCUGGGCGACAUUCGAGCCGAUGGGACAAGAAUCACGGGUAUUAUUGAGCAACGCAUUGAGCUGAUCAAUUUGACAGACCAGGAUGACUUCCUGAAAAACAUUACGGUGCAAGCGGCAGGCGUGGCAGAUGACAAGGGUCUGAUCACUGACGCGGUCCUCCUCUACCAUUUGGCAGAGAAUUAUGAUCGUGUGAUCGACAUAAUCAAUCGCGCUUUGUCAGAAUCAAUUGCCGUUGAGCUGGGCGGUAUCAUGCCAAAGUUGCAACCUCUUCGUCCACGAGUCGAGCAGGGUCAAAAUGGCCAGUCCACCGAUCAGUCCGGCGCCACGGCGCCUGGAAGCAGUCUGAGUCUGACGACUGUCGAUGACCCAGUUGUUUUGGGCAAGAACAUGAUCCUUCUUUACAACUCCAAGCCAAUGUACUACGAUAAGAUUCGCCCCGUCAAUCGGGAUGCUUGUGGACUCCUUCUCUGCAUGAUGGAAGCGAAGAUCGAAGUGGAAGCUGGCCGAUGGGCCCCAGCCCUCGAUGCCAUUGACAAGCUUAACGUUCUUCCGUUACAAGCUCGAGGCUCUAUGCAGUUCAUUCGGAGUACAGCCCAGUCUUUCUCGGCUCUCCCAGAAAUCAUCUCCCGCAACAUUGGCCAUGUGAUUAUGUGGUGCAUAGCAUGCAUUGGCCAUGAGCGUCACCGCCAGACCUCGGGUCCCUAUGAUACUGAUAUGCACCAAGGAUUCGCGGAGCAGCUUUUGGGUAUGGCUAAGGAUCUCAUGGUCUUCUCCGGUAUGGUGAAAUACAAAUUGCCUCCCAAGGUCUACGAGGCAUUGGCUCGAGCGGGAGCCGAUAUUGGAGCCUUCUGA
Penicillium longicatenatum is the source of this 3171-nucleotide messenger RNA. RefSeq names its product linker nucleoporin NIC96 (gene nic96). The record is from RefSeq and is a predicted model, not a curated record. Gene Ontology annotation, cellular component: nuclear pore. Gene Ontology annotation, biological process: poly(A)+ mRNA export from nucleus; protein import into nucleus. Lineage: Eukaryota; Fungi; Ascomycota; Eurotiomycetes; Eurotiales; Aspergillaceae. Gene Ontology annotation, molecular function: structural constituent of nuclear pore. The transcript has 5 exons. The coding region runs from base 1 to 3171 and encodes 1056 amino acids.